Oncorhynchus nerka (sockeye salmon) is the source of this 1185-nucleotide messenger RNA. Its product is annotated as CUB and sushi domain-containing protein 3-like. The record is from RefSeq and is a predicted model, not a curated record. Lineage: Eukaryota; Metazoa; Chordata; Actinopteri; Salmoniformes; Salmonidae. The transcript has 6 exons. The coding region runs from base 1 to 1185 and encodes 394 amino acids.
AUGUGUUUCCUGUACGUGUGGAGUGUUGAAGAAAUGUGUUUCCUGUACGUGUGGAGUGUUGAAGAAAUGUGUUUCCUGUACGUGUGGAGUGUUGAAGAGAUGUGUUUCCUGUACGUGUGGAGUGUUGAAGAAAUGUGUUUCCUGUACGUGUGGAGUGUUGAAGAAAUGUGUUUCCUGUACGUGUGGAGUGUUGAAGAAAUGUGUUUCCUGUACGUGUGCAGUGUCGAAGAAAUGUGUUUCCUGUACGUGUGGAGUGUCGAAGAGAUGUGUUUCCUGUACGUGUGGAGUGUCGAAGAAAUGUGUUUCCUGUACGUGUGGAAUGUUGAAGAAAUGUGUUUCCUGUACGUGUGGAGUGUUGAAGAAAUGUGUUUCCUGUACGUGUGGAGUGUUGAAGAAAUGUGUUUCCUGUACGUGUGGAGGUACAUAAAUACGUGUGGAGGGACGUUAAAAGGACAGAACGGUACCAUAGAAAGCCCAGGUUUCCCGUACGGAUAUCCCAACGGUGCCAACUGUACCUGGGUCAUCGUAGCGGAACAAAUGAACAGGAUUCACAUCGUUUUUCAAUCUUUCGCCGUGGAAGAGGAAUACGAUUUUUUAUCUUUGUAUGAUGGACACCCACAUCCGGCACACUUCCGGACGAGGUUAACAGGAUUUCAGAUCCCACCUCCCGUCACCAGCACAGGGUCCAUAUUUUCACUACGGCUUACCAGUGACUUUGCAGUAAGCGCUCAUGGAUUUAAGAUGGCUUAUGAAGAGUUAAGGAGCAGCGCCUGUGGGAACCCUGGUGUUCCACCUAAAGGCAUCCUAAACGGAACACAGUUCAACAUCGGGAACACGAUCCACUACAGGUGUGUGACGGGCUACGUAUUGGACGGUCACUCCCUCCUUACCUGUGUCCUCAACACAGGCAAUAUGGCCGUCUGGGACUUCCCUGUCCCCAUCUGCAGAGUAGAGGGAGGGUACAUAAAUACGUGUGGAGGGACGUUAAAAGGACAGAACGGUACCAUAGAAAGCCCGGGUUUCCCGUACGGAUAUCCCAACGGUGCCAACUGUACCUGGGUCAUCGUAGCGGAACAAAUGAACAGGAUUCACAUCGUUUUUCAAUCUUUCGCCGUGGAAGAGGAGUACGAUUUUUUAUCUUUGUAUGAUGGACACCCACAUCCGGCACACUUCCGGACGAGGUAA